Dromiciops gliroides (monito del monte) is the source of this 3710-nucleotide messenger RNA. It is a transcript of the gene NFKB2, whose product is annotated as nuclear factor kappa B subunit 2. The coding region runs from base 682 to 3534 and encodes 950 amino acids. The transcript has 22 exons. The record is from RefSeq and is a predicted model, not a curated record. Gene Ontology annotation, biological process: response to cytokine; regulation of transcription by RNA polymerase II; canonical NF-kappaB signal transduction. Gene Ontology annotation, cellular component: cytoplasm. Gene Ontology annotation, molecular function: RNA polymerase II cis-regulatory region sequence-specific DNA binding; DNA-binding transcription factor activity, RNA polymerase II-specific; protein binding. NCBI's taxonomy places the organism in Eukaryota, Metazoa, Chordata, Mammalia, Microbiotheria, Microbiotheriidae.
AGUCGAGGACCGAAGACAAAAAUGAAACAAUCCUUGACCUCCAGAAAUUUACAGGGCGGGGAGAAGGGGAACGAGUCCAUAGGUAGGCAAGAUCCAAAUUAACAACGUUGGGGGGAAAGGCACUAGCAGCCACACAACCAAUCGAAACUCCAUUCCAACACUAUUCCGAUGACCUCCUUGCCCCCACGGAGACGACGCCCUGGCUCCGGACUCUCUAACCGGGGCAGUGAGGACUGGAUGGGGAUGGUGCCCAGGAAAAAGCAAAGUAGGGUCGCACUCCUGGAUCCCGCUCCCCGACAGAUGGUGCUCUAGGAUCGGCGGUGGAACCCACUUCCCCUCCGCUCCCAAGUUCUUCCCAGCUGGGGGCGGGACCCAGGGCCGCCCUCAGGGGCCCCUGGGGCGAGGAGAGACCCGGAGCUGCAUCUCCACUACUCAGGACUAGCCACUGGGAACAGAGAGGAGGCCACCAGACUGCAGCAAGCGGCGAGGGCGCAGAGCACCCCCCGGAAUGCCCACCCUUCCCGGAUCCCGCCGAGGGGAAAGGGGGUUGGGGGGAAGGUUCUCUUUCCUGGCUGGGAGGCGGUGAUAGAAUGGGAGGGGCGGUGCUCUAGGCUCAGUUCUCAUUGGCUGAGCCGGCCGCGGACUAAAACUUUAAGCCAAUGAGAAAGUGACCAUGGUGUGAUGCGCCAUGACGUUAUGGGAAUUCCCCCCCGGGGGGGGCGGAAAAGGGGCUUUCCCGGUUGGGGCCUCCGGUGGCCGAGUGGCACAGGGGUCGGAAGAUUAGCGAAGGCAGGACCAGCCCGUGGCGGAGCUGAAGCCGGAACCGGAGCCGGAGCUGCAGCCGCAGUGAGUGGACGGGGUCUGGAUGGCAUUGAUUAUGAUGAUUUCCAGUUCAACUCCCCAGUAGCGGAUCGGAGAGAACCCCCAGAGGAGACAGGUGAGGGUCCCUACCUGGUCAUCGUGGAGCAGCCCAAGCAGCGUGGCUUCCGCUUUCGCUACGGUUGUGAGGGCCCCUCCCAUGGGGGGCUUCCCGGUGCCUCCAGUGAAAAGGGUCGGAAAACGUAUCCUACAGUUAAGAUCUGUAACUACGUGGGACCAGCCAAGAUUGAAGUGGACCUGGUCACGCAUAGCGACCCACCCCGUGCCCAUGCCCACAGCCUGGUUGGGAAGCAGUGCACAGAGUUGGGGGUUUGCGUGGUGUCCGUGGGACCCAAGGACAUGACGGCUCAGUUUAACAACCUGGGAGUCCUGCACGUGACCAAAAAGAACAUGAUGGAGAUCAUGAUGCAGAAGCUUCAGAGGCAACGACUCCGCUCCAGGCCCCAGGGCCUCACAGAGACCGAACGGCGGGAGCUGGAGCAAGAGGCCAAAGAACUGAAGAAAGUGAUGGACCUAAGUAUUGUCCGGCUUCGCUUCUCUGCCUUCCUUAGGGCCAGUGACGGCUCCUUCUCCCUCCCCCUCCCACCAGUCAUCUCCCAGCCCAUCCAUGACAGCAAAUCGCCGGGGGCCUCAAAUCUGAAGAUCUCACGGAUGGAUAAGACAGCAGGAUCUGUGCGGGGAGGGGAUGAAGUUUAUCUUCUUUGUGACAAGGUGCAGAAAGAUGACAUUGAAGUCCGGUUCUAUGAAGAUGAUGAGAAUGGCUGGCAGGCCUUUGGAGAUUUCUCACCCACAGAUGUUCACAAACAGUAUGCUAUUGUGUUCCGGACCCCCCCUUACCAUAAGAUGAAGAUUGAGCGUCCAGUGACUGUCUUCUUGCAGCUAAAGAGGAAGCGAGGAGGGGAUGUUUCUGACUCCAAACAAUUCACCUACUACCCCAUGGUAGAAGACAAGGAGGAGGUUCAGCGGAAGCGGAGGAAGGCCCUACCUUCCUUUUCCCAGCACUUUGGAGAUGGCUCCCACAUGGGUGGAGCUGGAGGGGGUUCAGCCGGAGGUUAUGGAAACGGAGGGGGAGGUGGUGGUCUCAGCUUCUUUCCUGCCUCCUCCCUGAACUACAGCCUGUACUCUCCUGGGGCCACCCCAGUGGGCAGUUAUUCUGGAGGGGCAGGAGUCCAGAUGUCUGGAGAGAGUGAGGGCACAACUGAUGGCAAGGGGGAAAAACAGACAUGCCCUGAUUCUCCUGGUCGUCCCCCACCCAAUGGACCUCAGGCCUUAAAGAUGCUCCGGGAAGCCCGGCAAUACAACCUACACAUGUUUGGGCUUGCCCAACGCAGUGCCCGAGCCUUGCUGGACUAUGGAGCUACAGCUGAUGCCCGCACUCUUCUGGCUGGGCAGUGCCACCUGCUGAGGGCCCAGGAUGAGAACGGAGACACGCCGCUACACCUGGCCAUCAUUCACGGGCAGACAAGCGUCAUCGAGCAGAUGGCUCAUGUCAUCUUCCGAGUCCCCCACCUUGGCAUCGUCAACCUCACCAACAACUUGCACCAGACGCCCCUUCACCUGGCUGUGAUCACAGAGCAGAGCCAAGUGGUCAGCUUCCUGCUGAACAUGGGUGCUGACCCGACCCUGCUGGACCGGCAUGGAGAUUCUGCCCUCCACCUAGCGCUACGGGCCGGCAAUCCUGGUCUCCUGCGGGCCCUCCUUUGCCACGCAGGGCCUGCUCUUCCCCAGUUGCUACUCAUGCCUGAUUAUGAGGGCCUAUAUCCGGUGCACCUGGCGGUGCGUGCCCACAGCCCAGAGUGCCUAGACCUGCUGGUGGGCAGUGGGGCCGAUGUGGAGCUGGCAGAACGGCAGGGUGGGCGCACUGCCCUACACCUAGCAACCGAGUCGGAGGAGCUGGGACUUGUUAGCCACCUCGUCACCAAGCUUGGUGCCAAUGUUAAUGCCCAGACUUUUGCUGGAAACACACCCUUGCAUCUGGCGGCAGGGCUGGGCUCCCCAACCCUCACCCGCCUGCUACUCAAGGCUGGAGCUGAUGUACAGGCUGAGAAUGAGGAGCCCCUGUGCCUGCUGCCCUCACCCCCAAACUCAGGCAGCGACUCGGAGUCAGAUGGGGCUGAGGAAGGAAGCGGGAGGAAGUACCGCGGUCACACCCCCCUGGACCUUACCCGCAGCGCUAAGGUUAGGACCCUGCUGCUGAAGGCUGCUCAGGAGACCACAGAGCCACCAAUGACUCCCCCAAGCCCCACAGGCCCUGGACUGUCCCUGGGGGCUGCCACCUUGCAGGGCCUGGAGCGGCUGUUGGACGGACCAGGCAGUGAGGGAGAUUGGGCCGAACUGGCCGAGAGGCUGGGGCUGCGCAGCCUGGUGGACACGUACCGCAGCACAGCCUCCCCUAGCGGCAGCCUGAUUCGGAGCUACCAGCUGGCCGGAGGAGACUUGGCAGGCUUGCUAGAUGCCCUGGCCGCCAUGGGGCUGGAUGAAGGGGUGCGGCUACUACAGGGAACAGAGCCCAGGGACAAGCUUCCAAGCACAGAGGUAAAGGAGGACAGUGCCUAUGGCAGCCAGUCAGUGGAGGAAGAACAGGAGAAGAUGAGCAUGGUACCCACACCUCCCGGGGAGCUCAGCCACAGGCACCCCCAGGAACAGGUGCACUGAUACCAACCAUGCCCACGUGGGCAAUGCUUUGUCCAGCCCCGUGCCUGCCCCAGAGGCACCCGCUGUACAGAUACCCCAACCUGUGCCCGCACCCUUAUUUAAUGCCCUUGUUGAUCCUUUGAUUCUGAUGAAUAAAGGUAUGUGGGGGCUGGGGAUCCAACCACCCCACCCUAGGA